Molecule: messenger RNA, 8839 nt
Organism: Penaeus vannamei (Pacific white shrimp)
Lineage: Eukaryota; Metazoa; Arthropoda; Malacostraca; Decapoda; Penaeidae
Source: RefSeq, a predicted model, not a curated record
UCGAAUGUCUGACACCGGCGAGGGAGGUUGUUUGUGUCCCGUUUUCCUGUCAAAUACUCACAAAAAUCAUCUAUGCAAGGGAUAUUUAACUUACCUCAUUGAACUGUAGAUUCUGCGAACAACUAAGAAUGGGAAGAUGAUUGUUGUGGCGAGCCAGCACGUAGACCUUAGCUCUGACUGCAAGUACGACCAGGAUCUGCUCUUGUGACGCUCAGACAUAGACAUGAAUCAGUUUGUGCUGUAGUGACAAGAAAACCCUCCAGCCUCAAGAAUGGGCCAGUGCACAAGUGGGGAGCUCCCUCCGGCCAACCAAGAUGGUGUUGAUGGAGAAAUAGUUACUGAACGUCGUUUGUCGCUAGCGGAGAACAUCUCUGAGAAAACGUCCAACCGGAAGUUCCUGCGGCGUCGAUCUUCAACAACAUCGUGGGUCAGCUCAAAAUUCGGCAGAGGGCGGAAGGCCAGGGACUUGUCGGCAGCUUUCAAUCUCUUGGACUAUGAUGCAAAGAUUAAUUUGGUGAACAUCAAUACUGCCCCAGAGGAAGAGCUCAUGACUCUUCCUGGAGUGUCGAGGUCAGUGGCUAAAAAUAUUGUCGAUUACCGCAAUACGAUUGGGGGCUUCCGGAGAGUCGAAGAUCUGGCGCUAGUGUCAGGCAUUGGCGCCAACAAGUUGCAGAAUUUUAAAAAUGAAAUCACGGUCAAAAAGAAAUCUUCCAGUCGUUCCUCUUCCCGAACUCAGAGUGUAGAUUCACUGAGUUGCGAGUCAAUCCGGUCACAGAGAUCACAAUCCCAGUCACAAGGAGGCCGCAGUAUACGUGGUUCACCAGUGAGAGUCAUAAAUGUUAAUGCGGCAUCUAUCUUUGAACUCAUGAACGUGCAUGGGAUGAAUCAAGAAAUGGCAGCCAAUAUUGUUGAACACAGAGAGAGGAAAGGUCCAUUCAAAAGUAUCGACGACUUGGUGAAGGUGAGAGGAAUCAACAGCCGGGUCCUGAGCAUCCUCAAGGUCUAUUUGACUCUUAACGAUCUAACGCCUUCCUCGCCACCCUUGAGCGAUGUCACUUCCGUAGCGAGCUACAGCAAGGUCUACCAACGGAACCUCGAUGGGAAGUUGUCAGGUCAUCGCAGAACCCAUUCUGCACCACUAGACAGUGAGGACACAACAGGGAGAAUUUCCAGCAGUUUGCAAAGUGGUGAUCCAAGGAUGUCAGUGGACUUCUACACAGAGAUUUUUGAACUCCUUUCAGUGAAGUCUGAGCGGCCCAUUGUAAGAGACGUAUUCCAAGGACAGCAUAAUGGACGUCCAGCGAUUAGAAUUGCCACAUGGAACCUCCAGGAGUUGACGAAAGAAAAGAUGUCCAAUCCUGGGGUGCUGGAAGUGAUCUGUCGCACAGUGUUAGAGAAUGGGUUUAGUAUCUUGGCUAUCCAGGAAGUGGGAAGCAAAGACGUUUUAGAGAAAAUCUGCUCGGAACUGAACCAAAGCAGCUUGCGUCGUGUGCGUGAAUGGGGAGGCCCUAAGGGAGAGUGGCGAUGGCAGGUGUCAGAGGAACCAGCGGGAAAAAUGUUCCAGGGUUCGGAAUAUGCAGCCUUUAUAUACAACGUUCGUCAUAAUGUUCAACUUUUGUCUGCUUGUCUUCUUAAUGUACACAACAACAACAACAAAAAAGCCAAUACAUCUUUUACAAGAAAACCAUACCUUGGCUAUUUUAAGGCAAACAAUCUAGACUUUGUGGUGGUCGGCCUCCACAUCAAGCCUGUCAGCCUCAAUGGAAAGAAAAAUGAAUUAAACGAUACCUUGGUGGAGGUAGAGGACAACGACAACAGCAACGGCAAAGACAAGGGCGAGAAUCAAGUCCUAAGAGAGAGCACUGACAGGAAAAUCUCUCAGCUGGGCCCCCUCGUCACGGCUCUCAAGGAGAAGCUGAUUAACGAGAGGGAGAUUAUCCUUCUCGGGGAUUUCGGCAUGCAUCCUGAUAACAAGGCUUUUGAUGUAUUGCGAGAAACAUCCUACACCAACAUUGUGCCAGCUGACACCUUUACCAACAUCAGUGCAAAGAACAACCAGGGAACUAACUGUUAUGACAACAUCUGGCUAAAUCCGCACACAAGAAGUGUAUAUACAGGUAACUGGGGUGUUGUUCGAGAAGGCAUGAGUCACUUGGCGAUCCCUCGAGGCUGGUUAUGGGGUGGGAUGGUGAGCAAUCACUGCCCUGUGUACUGUGAUCUCUACUCUAAUGUCAGUCCCAAUUCAAGUCAACAGGGCAGCUUGCAGCUCAGCAGAAACAUGGGAGAGGUUUUGAGAGAUGAGUGAUGCUGUUGAGAGCAGUAAACCAAGGAUGAAUAAAGUUGAACAUAGCUGUUGAAAAGAGCCAUAGAAUGAACAAGAAAAUAGAUAUGAGAAUGGAAUUGAAGAAUUUAGUAGCCCUAGUCUAUGUGUGAGCAGACUGAGCAAAUUUUCAGAUGCUCGUAACUGACACUUCAGUCGAAGAUCUCAGGGUUUGAAUUAGAAAUCCCAGUUGCGUUCCACUCUUGUAUCUUUUUGAUUCUGAUUUACUCAGGACAUUUUUCAUUCAUGGAUUGUUACAAGUGGAAAAGGUUGGGAUAUUGCAGUCCAAUCUCAAAGUGUACUCUGUAGGUCUGCUUUGAAAAUUUGCUGUUUUUUACAGCUUUGAAGCAAGGAGUGUUGACACAUCCAGCAGUAACAAUAGAAAUUGUUUAACACAAAAGGUGGCAUCCUUCAAUAUAAUUCCUCAUCUCUUGUUGGACUUCAGUCUUAUUUGUCCUCAUUGCUAAUCAUCCUAUUCACCUUUGGUAUUUGUAAGUUGCCUGUGAUUAUUUUGGUAACAGCAUCAUAGAACUUUAUCGGGAGAAGUGGAACAACAUAUUGUUCAUUGGAAUAUUUGUUUGCAAGUUGUUGGGGUUUAUUCAUAUCCACUGUGAUAUUCUUGCUACCUGUGGUACAGUGAACGUGCUCAGGUUUUGCCACUGUAAUCAGUUGCUCUGAGGUAGAAACUUUUAAGAACUUUAGAUUAAAGAGUGGGAUGUUCGUGUUGUCCAGACAAAGACUGCUACAACGUCACUGAUCUCUGACUUGCCUUGCUGGUUAGCAUGUCAGUUUUGCAUGUUUUAAGGUGCAAAUUUUUAUGCAUUUUUUGUCAGAGGGAUUUGAUUUUUUUUUUAGAUUUAUAUGAAAUUUGGUCAUUUUGUGAGGACUCCUUUUUUAAAAGAUUGAGCUGAUAUCAGAUACAGUUGAAAUGUAUUCUUCCUUUUUAAAUUCAUUUAUUUAAUUGUUUGUUUACCAUUGCCCGUAAAAUUAGAUUUAAUCACUUUUUCAAAAAUGUGUAAUUGUGACAAGAUUAAUCUAUAUCAGACUGACAAAUUGUGAGUGAAGAGAACAUUUCAAAUUAUUGUAUACAUACAGUCAGGAUAUUUUUCUUGUUUGCAUUUGCCCUGUUUAGGAGCUGUUCAGAAAUCACAAUAAUAUGUGUUCAUCCCUUUUGAGUUUGUUAUAUUGUUUUAUCGUAUGGGAAGCCGGUAACAUUUUGACCGGUUUUUGCAUUUUCAUUUCCCUUUGGAGCCAUAUUGAUCAGAUGUUUUUAGUGAUAUUGCUUGAUCAGUAAUUUUUUACUGAAAGUUAUGUAUUUGAAUUGUGUGAUUGGCAUUCAGUCUUGUGUAUAUAUGUAUAAAAUGCUCUUUUAUUUAGCGAUUAAAGUGUAUAAUACUAAAAUUACAACAUAUUCAAGUUAAGUUCAAGGAGGAUGUGUGUAUUACAACUUGGGAGGACGGUUGACAUUUUUAAUAGAUUUUAUGAAGACAAUAUACACUUAGGACAGUUAUUACAAAGGUACUGAUUAUUGUAAAUAAUAAUAUAUAUGAAUCAUAGAUAUUUAUUUAAUGUGUUCUGUAUUUAUUGACUAGCUUUUCCUUCAUAUUAUUCUAUUUUUGUUUAUUACUACUUUUUUUUCAUUACAUUAUCAAGUCAUUCAUUUAAAGAAUGUCAUUUCUCCACUCAGUCUGGCAGACUUAUUGUAACAGCCACCAAAACAAAAUUUUCUCAACAAAGCAUGGCUCUCUCACCAUUUAUCAUUAGAAAUGUUUGUGUGAUUGAGUCCCAUUAACUGCCCAUUAAUGGUGAGCUCUUUGACAGUUUUUUUUUCCUUCUUCCUUCUUACCUUCCUACCUGAUCCCUAAUGCUGUAUCUUUCUGUUUUAUGACAUUGCCAUUAUAUGUCUCAAAUUCUGCAAUUUUUGAUCCAUUGAGACUGGGAGUGUAUGCAGACAUGGCCUCUCUGUUGUUUUUUCUCUUGAUACACAUAUUAUAGAGUAAAUCACGUAAGUUCUUGUAAAUCCAUCUAUAUGAUAUGAUUUACAAAAUAGACAGUGCAUAUACCCGCCACCAACAAGAUGAUAGGUCUCUUGUGCUAGAAAUUUUCUAUUUUGAUGUAUGCAAUGAACUGCCAUGUAAUUCUUUCUUUCUUUUCUGCUUUUUGUUUUCCAUGUAUUUGUGUAUGGUUCUGUGGCUAUGCAGAAAUGUAUAGGAUUACUGGUAUGGGGUACUUACACAAUUUUUGUAUAUGACAUUUGUGGUCUCAAAGUGUCUUCUGAUACUUUUGUGCAUAUAUUUUUUAGGAGGUUCUUAAGGGAACUGGGUCAUACUGUAUGUGAUUUUUAUCUAGCCAGUGAUAUAUGGUGCUUUAACUUCAGUUGCAGUAUUGGUAAGAAAGUGCAACAUUUUAGCCUUUGUGAUGUACAAAUUUUUAUAAGCUUUCCGUAAGCAGUUGUACUCUGAUGGUCUUGUCAAUAUUACAGUGGUAAUAUGCAUUAUCUAUAGAGUGCUGAGGAGACCCCUUGGAAAGUCUUUGGCUUGUAGAUUUAUGCAUAGACGUUAUGGAAAGGUUUGUAGUUAGGUAUGUUCUAUUGUAGCCUAAGUAUAAUGACAUUUUGAAUGAAUCUUGCAAAAGUUUCACAGACAAAAUUAAAGGAAUAUCAUAUUGUAAUAUUUAAUAAAUUACUCUAUUUAUUGAUUUGGUGGUGAUUAUGCUUUUUUUCUUUUACUUUGGUACACUUUCAGAAAGAGAAAGAGCUGUAACAAUUUUGUGCCUUUAUUCCAUUGUAUGUGAAUUCUUUUUAUUUAAACAAAUAAUAUUUGAACUUUUUCUUUUUUUCCUCUAUGUUUUGAAGUUUUAUUUCUUCUCUUGUGUUUCUUACAUCUCACAUUUUUAUCUGUAUACUUUAUAUCAUAUGAUGCCAAUGAUAUGAAAAAUUUAGAUUGGAAAUGCACACAUGCUUGAACAUUAUUAUUUUCUAGCAUAGAAGAUUUUGGAAUUAUAGUGAAUGAUUAAAUUAAUUUGACUGGAAGCUUAUUUAUUUAUAUAAAUUUCUAUAGUGAUCUUUGUUAUUGCAUUAUGCUAAUGUAGUUUAAAGAAAACACUACUAUUAUUGUCACAUAUUUCUUAUGCUCUUAUCAUUUUUUUAUUUAUAAUUAUUAUUAUUUUUUAAAAUGUUUUGAAUAUUCUUCUUCCUUCUCUUUUUGUAACAUGCUUGCCAUAUUUGGUUGUGAUAAAGCUUCAGCAUAGUUGGUUGUGAAAAAUGCUUUGUCUGCUCUAGGUGUUUAGAAAUGGGUGUUGUGACUGUAAAGAAAAUCAUGAUAUAUCAAGAAAAGAAAGAAAACUUGAGAAAAAGAAAGAAUUGCUCUAAAAACUAAGAAAGACAGACCCCCCUCCCUAAAAAAAAGGAUAAGAAGGAACAAGCUCAUGAUUUAAAAAGAGGGAAAAGGCAAAGGAACGGAAAAAGAGAAGCAAAGAUAUGAGUGUAGUUUGAGAAACUAAGAUUUGAAAAAAACACAAGAAGGCAAGUGAAGAAACGAGUCUCUUAUCCUUUGUUGAAGUGCCUUUUGAGAUUUUGUGAAAGGAGGUUAAGAAAUGUGCAUUUUGCAGAAAGCUGGAAAGUAUUGCUGUCAAGAAAUUGAAGGGAGGUCUCCGAGGUUGCUUAUUUGAAGGGUUUGGUUGAUGCGUUUGUUUAGGGUGCUGUGGUUAGGUUCUUUGUGACUGGACUGUGAACAUUUGUGCAGGAUUUUUCUCUCUUUCUUUCUCUUUACCUGGUUUUGUCUUUCUUCUUUUUUGUUUUGUUUGCUUGAUGAUCCCCAUGAAAAAAGGUUUUGAUUUAUCUCUGCCAAAGACUGAUAUUUCUAUUGUAAAUGAAGAUAGACAAAGCAGUUGUUAUUGAGAUGGAGCAAAUCAAAGAAAUGAUAAAUGUUUGAAGAAUAGCCAUCACAGGUGCUUCAUGUUCACUUAUCAUUUGUAUGAAAUUAUUGAUUGACAUUAGACCUUCAAUAUUGUGAAAUUUGGUUUCAUUUGGUUUCAUACAAAAUGCUAAUCUAUUCUUUGCAAAAUUGUAUCAGAAAGUGUAUCUAGAAAGCUGGUUGAGAAAGGGAGAGUUAUAUCUAUUAGUGUUAUCAUUGUCAGAUCUUUUCUUUGUAUUUAUUUUACCUAGCAUCACAAUUGUUAGUAAAGUAGCUCUUACCUUUCUUGACAGCUAUAAGAAUGGUUGGUUGGUAGUGGUUUGAUUCCAGAAGAGGAGGGAUGUUGAAGCUAUAUUAUGUUCAUGUUUGUGUGUUGUAACAGCUGUUGUGUGUAGAUGUUACUGUAUGUUGGGCCCUCCCUUCCUUGUUGCCAAGGAAUACCAUAGUUAUGUCAGGAAAGGAAUAUAAAGUUCUAGCUCUUUGUGUUUCAGUUUACCAUGACAAACGGCUCACACUCAAUAAUUUAGGUCUCAGUGUGUGCCAGCCUGUAGUAAUGCUGCUUUUCUGUCUCCAUCUUUAUCAUUUGACAAUCAUUUUACUCAGUAUCAAGCAGUUACUCAGUUAUGAUUCAGCAGAAAUACUUAUUCCUUUCUUUAAAUCAAGAUGGUGAUGUUUGAUUUUCACUUAGAUAUAUUUGUGGAUUUGUCCUCUUGUGUGGGUGUUUUAGGCAACAGUGUAUGGCAACUAAAUUAUGUAGCUCAAAGGUAUCUUGCCAUGCAAUUCCAACUGCCUUGUGCCUUGAAAUGUGAAAGAUGUUUGAUUUGUGAUAGGGAACCAUGUCAGCUAUUGCAGACAUAGUAAUGAUGAAGUUGCAGGGAAUAUGAAACAGUUUGUGUCGUUUUAUUGUACACUGUUAGAUCUUAGUCUAAUGAGUUUUAAAACCCGUAGAAGCUAUACAAAAUAAGUUUUAGUGUUUGUAUUAAAGAUAUGGUUAAUCAAUCUACUCCUCUAGCAUGGGUGGAGUUUUCAACUUGUCAUGAUUUAUACUGUUCCAAUAAUCUUUGUUAAGAGCAUGUCUUGGUCUGUGAUCCUUGAUAGCCCACCAUCCAAGCAGAAAAGAUCUUUGCCAUCAGAAACAGUAGAGGGAAACUGGUGUAAUAAAUGCUAUUAAGUAAUGUAGUGAAGAACUAAGCUUCAGCCCCUUUAUUAUUUAGUUGUUAACAAAACAACCAAUAGAAGUGCAGGAAAACACAAUUAUUAUAUCACUUAACUGCUUCAUUAGUUAUUCCGGGAUGUAGCAACUACACAAAAAGGUCUUCAUUAUGAUUAUGGUUCAUCGCUUUCUGGUGUAGUCUGAAGAGGUUCGUCAUAAAUCUUGUACAGUAUUUGUAGGUACAAUGAUGGUAUAUAAAGAAAGAUAUUGUCAUCUGAAUGUAAUUGCUCUCCUUUAUUUUUGUAUUUUAGAUUUUCAUGAACAAAGUUUUUCACAUCUUGUCUUGUCAUCCUGUUUUUUGUUUUUCUUCUUUCACUAUCCCUUCUUUUAUCUUCUUUUUUCUUUCUUUCCUGUUAAUGAAGACCUUUUUUUGGUUCUUGACUUUGUUUUUGAGUUUGUUCGUAGAUCUUUUCCUUUUUUGUCAUUUUCAUUUUGUUCUUUCCAGGAACCAAUAAUCUAGGUUUAUUUAUAAAUGCAUUAAUUAGAUUAUAAUUUGAUUAGAUGAUUUCUCAUUUAUUGUUUGAGAAUUAGUCCUUCUAUAGGAAAACUAUGAUCAGCACAGGGAGAAAAGGGAAGUUUUUACAGAAAGAAAGAUAUAAAAAUAUAGAAGAAAUAUCAAAAUGAGAAAAUUUCACUUCGACAAAUGUACUAGUAUCAUUGUUGGAUAUUAUCUUUAUCAUUAUUAUUAUCAUCAUCAUUAUUGCUAUCAUAAUCAUCAUCAUUAUCAUUAUCAUCAUCAUGAUUAUCAUUUUUAUCAAUAUUAUUAUUAUAAUUAUUAUUAAUAUUGUUCAUUUCGAAAUAAGUUUAGUCCAUUGAAUGUUAGAUACCUUGUAUUUGGUUUUUACUCUUUUUCAUGUUUGAAGUUGACUUCCUCUUAAGGAAAUAUUUGUAUUCUGUGAUUUUUGAGGUGUACUGUAAGCUGUUGAGUCAAUAUAUAUAAUUUUGUAAUCCUUUUUGGUGGAAAUGAACAUUUUCUUUUAUUUACACAUAUUAGGCCAUAUUCAGAUGGGAAAAAAAUAUUUAUUUGUGGAGUGUGACGGUUGGGAUACAUUUGUUAUGGCAGCUUCCAACCCUAUGCUUUUAGCCGUUCUUGCCUUAGUAGACUACAAAUGAAUAGUUUUCUUUGCACUGAAACGCAAUUUUGUUUAAGUACUUUGAAUAAAACGUGCAAUUGUAAAAGAGCAUUUAUAAGUAAUAGAAGGUCCACAGUUUCCUAUGAAUAUUUAAAUGCUUCGGCUCUCUUGCCAAAGAGAAGGAUGAAUGACGCAAUCCAAGAGUGGUCUCAAGGGCAGUAUUAACUCUUUCAGUGUUUGGACUUCAAAACGUCAGGUCAUAUUGUCAAGCAGUGCUAACUAAAAUAUGUAUUUUGAAGAAAUUAUAUUUUCAAAGAAA